AUGAUAAUUUUUUCUCUAUCAAGCUCAUUUACCAGGAAGCGCUUAUUUCAGCUUAGUGUUUCAAAUAUCAAAUGCCAGGUAGCUACCGUAUUCACGGUCACCCAGGCAGGCAAAAGCUGUAACUAUCAAGAUGACGAUUUCUUCCGCUUUACUCGUGGGCGCUUUGUCUCGGAUGAGGCAGAACAAUUACGGCGGAGAUACGUCAAAUUCAAUAUGAACGAGCUUGCAGCCAUAGCAGCAAAGGUUACGGGCGCAACCAAAUGCAUCGACGUCCAGAAAUGCCCUGAUGGCCUAUAUAAUAAAGCUUUCCUACUUACCAUGGACAACGGAAAAGAAGUUAUCGGCAAAAUACCCAAUCCCAACGCAGGGCCGGCGCAUCUAACAAUAGCCAGUGAAGUUGCUACCAUGGAAUUUGUCUAUGCGUGGAAUUCCAAGGUAAAUGGAGAUAACCGCGUUGGAGCCGAGUACAUCAUUAUGGAACGGGUCCCUGGGGUACCUCUAGGGCUAGCCUGGGACUCGCUUGAACCUCCCGACAAGCUCAAGGUUUUCUUACAGAUAUUCGAAUACCAGAAAAGGUGGACGGCGGAAAAGUUUUCCCAGUUUGGUAGCCUCUACUACACCAAGGAUCUUCCCACUAAUGCCUUGACGGAGAACAACCUUUACAUCAAUAGAAAUGGGCAGCCCAUUAAAGACAACCGGUUUGCAAUUGGGCCAUCUAUCAGUCGGGAGUGGUUACAGGAUGGCAGGGAGGAUCUCCAGUGCCAUAGAGGGCCAUACUAUCGUUUGGCAAUUGGCCAUCGAGAGGAGAUGGCAAUCAGGUCGUUGAAAUAUAUCCCAAGCCAAUGUGCUAUACUUCAUGGUCCCGGAGCCUACCAACCAACAGCCGGGAAGAAGCUUGCUGCAGUUAAGCUUUAUUCCCAGAUGCUUGGGCAUAUAUUACCUAGCGAAGCGGGACUCACUUCAGGUCAUCUAUGGCAUAACGAUCUCCACUCGGAAAAUAUAUUUGUCAACCCCGCCAAACCCACGGAAAUUACUGGUAUAAUUGACUGGCAAUCUAUACAAAUAGCUCCUUUGGUCGAUCACUGCCUAGACCCUAGCUUUCUAGGAUACGAAGGCCCUGAUGUUGGUGAAGACCCCCAGCCACCAGCCCUCCGCGAAGACAUUGAUUCUCUUGAACCGGACGAAAGAAGAGCAGCUAUCAAGCGGUUCUACGAUAUGUCUGUCAUGGUAGCGUGGAGAAUGCUUGUGAAGCAAAAGAAUCCCGACCAACAUGCGGCUAUCCGAUUCCGAAAGUCGAAAGCCGGACAUAUGCUGGGUCUCUCGCAGAACUUGUUUGUUUUUGGUGAAGCGCAUUUCCGAGCUCUGGUGUUGGAUCUAAGGGAUGAGUGGGUAAAACUGGGGAAGGAAUUCCCACUCGAGUUUUCCACCGCGGAAAUCUCCGAGAUCGAGGCAGAUGUGAAGGCUGCCGAUAUGGGGAUAGAGGCUAUGAACAUGAUCAUUGAGAAGAUGGGUGAUUUAUGGCCGGAGAAGGGGGUAAUUGAUCAUGAGAACUAUCACAUGGUCAUGGCAAUGCUACAUGAUAUCAAAACGGAUCUCAUUGACCGUGUGGUUCAUUCUCCAGAAGACAGGAAGGCCUUUGACAUGUUUUGGCCAUUUGACUGCUAG
Molecule: messenger RNA, 1665 nt
Organism: Trichophyton verrucosum HKI 0517
Lineage: Eukaryota; Fungi; Ascomycota; Eurotiomycetes; Onygenales; Arthrodermataceae
Exons: 4
Coding region: 1-1665 (554 amino acids)
Cellular component (GO): mitochondrion
Source: RefSeq, a predicted model, not a curated record